AUGGCAGACCUAGACCUGGGCCCGAGACUGGGUGGUCUUGAUGAAUUCACCAAAUCUCACCAGGGUGCGGAUGGCGUUGGUGGCCUCUCCCAAAUCAUCCGAAUCCUCGAUAGAGGCAGAUUUCGAACAUCUUUCAUCGACGAUCUCUACACGCCAACUAUAUUGGUACCUCUGAUACUGCUUGUGGUCGGGCUCUUGUCUCUCGCCGCCACCGGACAGCUUCGUCUGGCAAAGAAGACUGAAGAAGUGGAAGAUCUGAAACGAGUGGACGGGUUCAAGUCGUCUGGGAGCAACAGAAACAUCGUCGAGCAUAUGAAGACGACGGGGACCAAGUUGGUGGUGUUCUUCGGCUCGCAAACCGGCAACGCACAAGGCCUCGCGUCCAAACUGGCCAAGGAGGGUCAGUCGCGAUUCGGGUUGAAGACGCUCGUGGCCGAUGUUGAAGACUACGACUACGAAAACCUCGUCGACUUUCCUUCCGACAGCGUGGCCGUCUUUGUGUUGGCCACGUAUGGCGAGGGCGAACCCACUGACAACGCGGUCGACUUUUACGAAUUCCUCACCGACCCAAACACGGCCUUCUCUUCCGAUCGAGAGAGACCGUUGAAAACUCUAAAAUAUUCCAUGUUCGGUCUUGGAAACUCAACCUACGAACACUACAACGCCGUGGUGCGAAAGGUCGACCAGAGCCUCGAGACGCACGGUGCUCGGAGGCUGUGUGCGACCGGCGAGGGCGACGACGGCGGCGACAAAACCACCGAGGAAGAUUUUCUGAGCUGGAAAGAGAGUCUCUGGCAGUCGGUGGCGUCCGUCAUGGGCCUAGAGGAGCGGGAGGCGGUCUAUGAACCGAGCUUCGACGUCCAAGAAGAAGGAUCCACGCAGGCCGAAGCAUCGCACGUGUUCCUGGGCGAGCAAAAUUCCCUACAUCUCAGGGGGGAGCAGCGCGGCCCAUUCGGGGCGCAUAACCCCUUUCUCGCGCCCGUCACCAAGUCGUUGGAGGUGUUUACCGUCAAGGACCGGAACUGCCUCCACAUGGAAUUCGACAUCAGUGAUUCCACAUUGGCAUACCAGACCGGGGACCAUUUGGCGGUGUGGCCGAUGAACGCCGACGUCGAAGUGGAACGGUUCCUCCGCGUAUUUGAUCUGUGGGACAGGCGGCACACCGUAUUCAGCAUCAAGGCGGCCCAGCAAGGGAGGGAUCCGUUUCCCACCCCAACCACCUAUGAGGCGGCGGCUCGAUACUAUCUCGAAAUCUGUGGGCCAGUGUCGAGGCAAGUCAUCGACAUCCUGGCGCAAUUCAGUCCCAGCCCGGAAGUCAAGGCGGCCAUGACCAAGCUUGGUCGCGACAAAGAUCAUUUUCAUCAAGAAGUCACCGGCCAAUGUCUCAACUUGGCCCAGCUGUUGGAGACGCUCAGUCCCUCGCAGCCAUUCUCGAAGGUGCCAUUCUCGGCGCUCGUCGAGGGCCUACGACGUCUCCAGCCACGGUAUUACUCGAUUUCAUCCUCAUCACUGCUUCAGAAGGGCACGAUUUCCAUCACCGCCGUGGUCGAGUCUCGACAAGUGGCUGGGGCUCCAGACACCAGACCACUGUUGAAGGGCGUGACGACAAACUAUCUCCUGGCCUUGAAGAAGCAACAGGAAGGAGAGGCCCAGCCACACCCGCACGGCAAGACUUAUGCCCUGGAGGGUCCGCGCAACAAGUACACUUCUCGAGUGCCCGUCUACGUUCGACCCUCGAAUUUCAAACUUCCCGCGGACUCUUCCCUGCCGGUGAUUAUGAUCGGCCCCGGCACGGGGGUUGCACCCUUCCGCGCCUUCGUUCAGGAGAGAGCAGAACAAGCAAGGUUGGGUCAAGACGUGGGCAAAACCAUUCUUUUCUUUGGUUGCAGACGCAAGUCGGAGGAUUUCUUGUAUGAAAAGGAGUGGGAGGAGUAUAAGGCUUUGCUUGGUGACAAAUUCCAGCUGUUCACCGCAUUCUCCAGAGAGGGCUCGGAGAAGGUCUAUGUUCAGCAUCGACUGGCUGAGAACGCAGACUUGGUCGCGGAGUUGUUGCAACACAAGGCAUAUUUCUAUGUCUGUGGCGAUGCGGCACAUAUGGCUCGAGAUGUCAGCGACACACUGGUCCGAAUCAUUGCUGAGAAAAGAGCCAUCCCGCCGGCCAAGGCCGAAGAGGUGGUUAAAUCCAUGAGAAAUUCCGGCCAAUACUUGGAGGACGUGUGGUCCUAA
Messenger RNA from Capronia epimyces CBS 606.96, 2226 nucleotides. RefSeq names its product NADPH-ferrihemoprotein reductase. Gene Ontology annotation, cellular component: cytosol. The record is from RefSeq and is a predicted model, not a curated record. NCBI's taxonomy places the organism in Eukaryota, Fungi, Ascomycota, Eurotiomycetes, Chaetothyriales, Herpotrichiellaceae. The transcript has 3 exons. Bases 1 to 2226 code for a protein of 741 amino acids. Gene Ontology annotation, molecular function: flavin adenine dinucleotide binding; FMN binding; NADPH-hemoprotein reductase activity.